CGUAAGCUUUACCAAUGUUUCACCUACAUAGCACAGCAAACGCUGCAGCCUGUAGAGAAACAAGCUGAUUCCCCCAUUAGCUUUUAUUCUGUCCAUAUUAAUCCGUCUUCGUAAAAUGUCUUUUUUCGUCGCAUUGUUGUGCACACCUCACACCAGAGUGUUGAUGUCCUAAGUUUUACUAGAACUCGGAUAAUUCACGGUGUGAAAGAUGCCUCACGACUUGGAUGAUGUUCGCAAGAGAUUCAUUCUUACCACCACUGCGAACUACUUUGGACUGAAGCCCUCAUCCGCUCUAUCAGACUGUCGGGAGCUCAACAAUUUCCUGGAUGAUGGCAAUGAGUUUGUUCUAGCAAUAAUCAGAAAUGGAGAAGACUUGCAACUGUCAAAUAGGAUUGAAUCCGGUGACAGCAAUGAGAAAGUCCUGGUAUUCUUCAAACUACGUCCUACUGUGAUCACAGAGGAAAACUUGCACCAAAAUGUGCUGGUGUCCUCCAUGCUGGAAUCCCCUAUCAGUACACUGUACCAGGCAGUGCGACAGGUGUUUGCUCCAGUACUUCUCAAGGAUGAGAAAUGGAGCAAAUCAUUUGAUCCCAAACUGCAGAGUCUCCUGAGUGAGCUGGAGUUAGGCUUGGGCUCUGUGGUGAGACAGUUGAACCCAGAGAACUCUGGCAAACAGAAUACCAAAGAGGAAGAUGUUCUGGGUAUCUUGACCCCCGGUGAUGAGUUGCAAUACUGGGCUGAUCUUGCUCAGUCAGCAGAAAAGGCAAGCGCCCGUGACCGAGCAGCUAAUUUCUUAGAGCUCUUCAAACCCAUUGAAAAGGACUACAGUAACCUGGACAGCGUGGCCCUACCAGAUGCAGCGGAGCUGGUGGACCUGACCCGAGACACAGUGGACGAUGUUUGGAAGCAGGGCGAUCAUGCACCUUACCAUGAGGCCCGCAUGCAGAGGCUCAUGGAUGUCAUAGGUGGCGCUCUAGGCAGGUAUGUUCAGAGGAAGCUGAGCUCUUUGAAGCUGUGGGAGGACCCCUUCCUCUCCAUGAAGGAGAGCGUGAGGGCAGGCAUGGCCGUGUGUGAGCAGUGGGCCGGCGCCUGUGAAUACCUGACUGGACAGGUGUGGAAGCGUUACUCCCCUCAUCCCUGGAAGGGGGACAAACACCGCCCCCAGGGUCUCAGCUGCCUCGCCCAUAGGCUGGAGGAGGUGGUGGUGAUCCGAACAGUUCACGAGAAGCUUCUGCGACUCCUGCCAGUGGGGAAUCAGCAGGCGGUGUCUGCCAUCCGUGUGUUCGAACCCUUCUCUGGCCUCAACCCACUGCACUACAACCCUUACACAGAGCCCCUGUGGAAGGCAGCCGUGGCCCAGUUUGAGAGAGCCAUAGCCCCUGCUGAACACGAGAUCGCCGGCAAACUGAAGGCCUGCCUCAGUGAUGUGCAGGACAGUCCCCAACAGAUGCUUCAGGCUUUCCAGAAACACAAAGAGCUGAUCAAGAGGCCUGCCAUCAGUAAAGAACUGCAGUCUGAGAGAGAGACCCUGCUGGCCAAACUGCUGGACUAUGUCAAAGGCUUGCGCACAGACUUUGAGAGUCGUUGUCAUGGUGCCCCAGGGGAGAAGUCAGGCCCUCUCGCAGGAAGAAACCUUCCGGAAGUCGUCAACAACAUAGUGUGGGUCCGACAGCUUGUACUCAAGGUGGAGGACUCCAUUAAGAUCUCCGAGGCACUGCUCUCAGACCUGUCUGGGUACCGCUCCUUCGUCCGCUUUUCCGAUGACCUGCAGGAGCAGCUGCGGACUUAUGAGCAGGACCAGUUUGAAGACUGGUCCAGAGACAUCCUGUCGGGCCUCUCUGACCCUAAGUCUGGAAUUAGCCUGCAGGCCAGUAACCGUGUGAUGGAGCUGGAUCACUUGGAUGGGAAGCUGAAGAUCCAGUACUCAGACCGGCUGGUGACGCUGCUGCGUGAGGUCCGGCAGCUCUCUGCUCUGGGCUUCCCCAUCCCAGCCAAGAUCCUGCAGGCAGCCAACACUGCAGACAAGUUUUACAGACAGGCCAUCAUUCUCAAACAGGUGGCUCACUUCUACAACACCAUCGACCAGCAGAUGAUCCCCUCCCAGCGGCCUAUGAUGUUGAGCUACGCCCUCGCCUUUGAGCAAGUCAUCAAACAAAAUCCGAGAUCCAAUUCCCGAGAAUCUGCUGGGAAGCUUCAGAUCACCUGGGACAAUCCCAAAGAGCUAGAAGUCUACAUCGGGAAGUUGCAGUCAGCCGCUGAGCGCCUUUCCACGGAAAACCGCAAGCUGAGGAAGUGGCACACUGACUUCACAGAGAAGGUGGUGACCCUGAUGAAUGUUGACCUGCUGAGGCAUCAGCAGCGCUGGAAGGACGGCCUGCAGGAGCUGAGAACUGGAUUUGCCACUCUGGAGGCACAGGGCUUCAGGUCUGGGGACAUGAAGGCCUGGCGUCAGCACUGGAACCACCAGCUCUAUAAGGCUCUGGAGCACCAGUACCAGGUGGGCCUGGAGGCCCUCAACAAGAACCUGCCUGAGAUCUGCAUUGACCUCACCUUCAAGCAGGGCCGGCUCCAGUACAGGCCUCCCUUCGAGGAGGUGCGGGCCAAGUACUUCCGCGAGAUGAAGAGGUUCAUCGCAAUCCCCAACCAGUUCAAGGGCGUGAGUGAGGUCGGCGAGGAGCCCAUCUUCAGCGUCAUGAUCGACCGCAACGCCAGCGGCUUCCUCACCAUCUUCGGCAAGGCCGAGGACCUCUUCAGUCGCCUGCUCCAAGUGCAGGACAAGUUCAAGGAUUGGGUGGUGUUGGGCCAGGUGGACAUGGAGGCCGUGGUGGAGAAGCACCUCCACAGUGUCCAGGAGUGGGAGAGGAACUUCAAGGCCCUCAAGGCCAGAGGCAAAGACUCCGAGCGCUUACCAAGCAUGGAGAAGGUGGACUGCGUGACCGUCAACUGUGAACCUGUCAAGGCGGCCAUCGAUGACCUGAUCCAGAGGCUGUUUGACACACUGCUGGCGUCCCUGAGGAGGUCCAUACAAGGUCACACUCAGAACAUUGAGGUGUUUGUGGCCCAGGCCAUGGAGACGCUGUCCGUGCGUCCCGAGAGCAUCGAGGAGAUCGGAGAGGCUAACGUCAAACAUGGCCAGCUGCAGGCCAAGAAACCAGAGAUCCUGCCCCAGUUCCAGGAGGCGGAGGAGAAGAACCGUCUGCUGCGGGCUGUGGCCGGGGGAGGCCUGGACUCCAUCAGCUCCCUCAGAGCCAAGUGGGACAAGUUUGAGCUCAUGAUGGAGAGCCACCAGCUCAUGAUCAAAGAGCAGGUGGAGGUGAUGCGCUCUAACGCUGAGAGCCGUAUCCAGACGUACCUGCAGGAGCUGCAGAAGUUCCGCGCCCGCUGGGACCAGCUGAAGCCUGGCCAUGACAUCAUCGAGUCAGGUGACCCCGAGGUCCUACAGAAGUGUGUGCAGACCAUCAAGGACAAGAGGGCAGAGUUUGAGGAGCUGGAACUCACACGCAAGCGGCUCAUUGAGGACUGCCGGCACUUUGAGCUGGACGCUCCGGACUUCUCCGAGGCCGUGGAGGUCAUCAGGGACAUGGAGGAAUUCUCCCAGAUGUGGUCCCUCUACGAGGAGUUCCAGGAGGGCUUCCAGGGCUGCGCCAAAGAGGACUGGAUCACUUUUAGGAGUAAGACGUAUGUUUUUGAGGAGUUUCUCUUUGCCUGGCAUGACAGACUAAGGAAGGUAGAGGAGCACGAUACCAUGUCAGUCAAACUGCAGAGGGAGGUGGACAAGUACAAGAGCUUGGUGCCCGUGCUGAAGUACGUGCGUGGCGAGCACCUGUCUCAGGACCACUGGCUGGAUCUGUUCCGGCUGCUGGGGCUGCCCCGAGGCACCACCCUGGAGAGGCUGCUGUUUGGGGACCUGCUCAGAGUGUCCGACGCCAUCGUGGGGAAGGCCCUGGAGCUAAAGGACCUGAAUAGCAGAGCUCACGCGGAGGUGACUAUUCGAGAGGCGCUGAGGGAGCUUGACCUGUGGGGGGCAGGAGCGAGCUUCACCCUGACCGACUACGUGGACAGUGGCGGCGCCACCAUCAAACUCAUCAAGGACUGGAAGGACAUGGUCAACCAGGUGGGGGACAACCGUUGCCUGCUCCAGUCCCUGAAGGACUCGCCGUACUACCGGGGCUUCCAGGACAAGGUGGCGCUGUGGGAGACGCGGCUGUCCGACCUGGACGAGUACCUGCACAACCUCAACUCCAUCCAGAGGAAGUGGGUCUACCUGGAGCCCAUCUUCGGCCGCGGGGCCUUGCCCAGGGAGCAGGCGCGCUUCAAGAGGGUGGACGAGGACUUCAGGUCUAUCAUGGCAGACGUACAGAGAGACAGCAGGGUGACAUCUCUGACGGCCCGCGCCGGCAUCCGGAACUCUCUCAUCACCAUCCUGGACCAGCUGCAGCGCUGCCAGAAGUCCCUCAACGAGUUCCUAGAGGAGAAGCGCUCAGCCUUCCCUCGCUUCUACUUCAUCGGGGACGACGACCUGCUGGAAAUCCUAGGCCAGGCCACCAACCCCAACGUCAUCCAGUCCCACCUCAAGAAGCUCUUUGCUGGCAUCAGCAGUGUGGACUUUGAUGCAGACUUCCAGCACAUCACGGCCAUGAGGUCUCUGGAGGGGGAGGUGGUGCCCCUGAGGAACCUCAUCCGCAUCUCCAACGACGUGGAGGUGUGGCUGAGCGAGCUCUCCUCCGAGAUGAAGGAGACUCUGAAGCAGCUGCUGUGUGAGUGUGUUUCGGCCGGGAAGAGAGGAGCAGUAGACCCAUCCCGCUACCCCUCUCAGACCCUGUGUGUGGCAGAACAGAUCCAGUUCACUGAGGAUGUGGAGAACGCCAUCAGGCAGCAGAGCCUGCAGCAGCUGGAGCUGGAGCUCAUGGCCAAACUAGAGCACUACACCAGCGUGGACACCAGCUCAGAGGACACGCAGGGCAGCGCAGACUGGAGUGUGCUGCAGCUGAAGUUGAAGGCCCUGAUACUGGACAUCAUCCACAACAUGGAGGUGGUGAAGCAGCUGGCUGAGGCGCAGGCCCACAGCACCGACAGCUGGGCCUGGAAGAAGCAGCUCCGGUUCUACCUGCGCCCGGACCGCCGCUGCUACAUCCAGAUGGUGGACGCAGAGUUCCACUACACCUACGAGUACCAGGGGAACGCGGCUAAGCUGGUCCACACGCCCCUGACGGAUAAGUGCUAUCUGACGCUCACACAGGCCAUGAAGAUGGGCCUAGGGGGGAACCCGUACGGCCCCGCCGGCACAGGCAAGACCGAGUCAGUCAAGGCGAUGGGGGGCCUGUUCGGCCGCCAGGUGCUGGUCUUCAACUGCGACGAGGGCAUUGACGUGAAGUCCAUGGGCCGGAUCUUUGUGGGGCUGGUGAAGUGCGGGGCAUGGGGCUGCUUCGACGAGUUCAACCGCUUGGAGGAGGCCGUGCUGUCGGCCGUGUCCAUGCAGAUCCAAGCCAUCCAGAACUCCCUCAAGAACCAGAGGGACAGCUGUGAGCUGCUGGGCAAGGAGGUGGAGCUGGAUCCCAACUCUGGCAUCUUCAUCACGCUCAACCCUGCAGGUAAGGGCUACGGCGGCCGGCAGAAGCUUCCGGAUAACCUGAAGCAGCUGUUCCGCCCCGUGGCCAUGUCACGGCCCGACAACGAGCUCAUCGCCGAGGUCAUCCUCUACUCCGAGGGCUUCAAGGACGGCAAGAUCCUCGGCCGCAAGCUGGUGGCCAUCUUUAACCUGGCCAGGGAGCUGUUGACUCCGCAGCAGCACUAUGACUGGGGUCUGCGCGCUCUGAAGACGGUACUGAGGGGCUGUGGGAGUCUGCUGCAGCAGCAGAGACGGAGCGGCAACGCUAACAUUAAGGAGAGUCAUCUGGUGGUGCAGGCCGUGCGCUUGAACACCAUGUCAAAGCUGACGUUUGCGGACAGCUCUCGCUUUGACGCGCUGGUGAGGGAUGUGUUCCCCGGCGUGGACUUUAAGGACGUGGAGUACGAGGAGCUCAGCGCCGCCCUGGAGGCCGUGUAUGAGGAGGCACGCCUGGAAAUCAUCCCCACCCAGAUAAAGAAGGCUCUGGAGCUGUAUGAGCAGCUGCGGCAGAGGAUGGGCGUGGUUGUGGUGGGGCCCAGCGGGGCGGGCAAGUCCACCCUGUGGCGGAUGCUGCGGGCGGCGCUGGGGCGCGUGGGUCGCACCGUGCGCCAGUACACCAUGAACCCCAAGGCCAUGCCACGCCAGCAGCUGCUGGGCCACAUCGACAUGGACACCCGGGAGUGGUCCGACGGGGUGCUCACCAGCAGCGCCAGGCUGGUGGUGCGAGAGCCACAGGAGGUGAGCUCCUGGAUCAUCUGUGACGGGGACAUCGACCCCGAGUGGAUCGAGUCUCUGAACUCGGUGCUGGAUGACAACCGCCUGCUCACCAUGCCCAGCGGCGAGCGCAUCCAGUUCGGCCCCAACGUCAACUUCCUGUUCGAGACGCACGACCUCAGCUGCGCCUCCCCUGCCACCAUCUCCCGCAUGGGCAUGAUCUUCCUCAGUGAUGAGGACACAGAUGUGAAGUCUCUGGUGAAGUCGUGGCUGAAGAGCCAGCCUGACGAGUGUCGGAGUAACCUGGAGAACUGGCUCGGGGAUUACUUCAGCCGAGGCCUUGAAUGGGUCCUCAAACAGAAUGACUUUGUGGUGGAGACCAGUCUGGUGGGGACGGUGAUGAACGGCCUGUCUCACCUCAGUGGGGUGCGCGAGCGUGGCCAGUUCGUGGUCAGCCUCAUCAGGGGCCUGGGCGGUAACCUCAACCUCAAGUCACGCCAGGAGUUCGCCAAAGAGGUUCUGAGCUGGGCCCGUGAGAGUCCACCGGAUCCGCGUAAGCCGCUGGACACGUACUAUGACUCUGAGUCGGGUCGCCUGGCGGCGUACCAGCUGGAACGUCCGGAGCGCCUGACCGCAGAGGACUUCAACAACCCGCAGCGCCUGCCUGUUAUCCAGACGGCCGACAUGCAGCGCGGCCUGGACUACUUCAGACAGUGGCUCUGCAGCGAGCACCGCCAUCCCUUCCUCCUGGUGGGACCCGAGGGCUGCGGGAAAGGGAUGCUGCUGCGCUACGCCUUCUCGCGCUUGCGCUCCACCCAGGUGGCAGUGGUGCACUGCAGCGCCCAGACGUCGUCUCGCCACGUGCUGCAGAAGCUCACGCACACCUGCCUGGUCAUCAGCUCCAACACGGGCCGCGUGUACCGGCCCAAAGACUGCGAGCGCCUCGUGCUCUACCUCAAGGACAUCAACCUGCCCAAACCCGACAAGUGGGGCACCAGCAACCUCAUCGCUUUCCUGCAACAGGUGCUGACAUACCACGGCUUCUAUGAUGAGAACCUGGAGUGGGUGGGCCUGGAGAACAUCCAGAUAGUGGCCUCCAUGUCAGCAGGAGGCGCUGUGGGCAGGCACCUCCUCACCACCCGGUUCACCUCCAUAGUGCGCAUCUGCACCAUCGAUUACCCUGACCGCGAGCAGCUGCAGACCAUCUACGGUGCCUACCUGCAGCCCGUGCUGCAAAGGAGUCUGGGAGAUCACGCUGCGUGGGGCACGCAGGGGAAGGUCCACCAGCUGGCUGGCUCACUGGUGCAGGUGUACGAGCAGGUCAAGGCCAAAUUCACCGUGGACGACUACAGCCAUUACCUGUUCACGCCGUGUGUGCUCACCCAGUGGGUGCUGAGCCUGCUCCGCUAUGACCUGACUGCAGGCAAAUCCACCACGGCCACAGACACAGUGCUGGAGAUAGUGGCUUACGAGGCCCGGAGACUCUUCAGGGACCGAAUCGUCACCACCAAGGACCUCAACGCCUUCGACAACAUCCUGGUGUCCGUCAUCCGGGGAGACUGGGGCUCGGACGUCCUGGACAACAUGUCUGAUUCCUUCUAUGUGACGUGGGGGGCGGCCCAUGAAGCGGGGGCUGUCAUGGCUCCGGGACAGUCCCUCCCCCCUCAUGGGAAACCACUCGGACGCCUGGACUCUGCCGACCUCAAGGAGGUCAUCCGCAAGGGUAUAGUGAUGUACGGGCGGGACAACCGUGAACUGGACAUCCUGCUGUUCUACGAGGUUCUGGACUUCAUGUCCCGUGUGGACCGCGUCCUGAGCCGGCCCAGCGGGUCUCUGCUGCUGGCGGGGCGCAGUGGUGUCGGCCGGCGCACCGUCACCUCGGUGAUCAGCCACAUGCACGCCGCCACCCUCUUCACCCCCAAAGUGUCCCGCAGCUACGGCCUCAAGCAGUUCAAAGGCGACCUCAAGACGGUCAUGCAGCUGGCUGGUGUUGAAGGGCAGCAGGUGGUCCUUCUCCUGGAGGAUUACCAGUUUGUUCACCCCGCCUUCCUGGAGAUGGUCAACAGCCUGCUCUCCUCAGGUGAGGUGCCAGGCCUGUACUCCACGGAGGAGCUGGAGCCGCUCCUGUCCUCCCUGAAAGACCAGGCCUCCCAGGAUGGCUUCACUGGGCCCAUCUUCAACUACUUUGCCUACCGCAUUCAGCAGAACCUGCACAUCGUCCUCAUCAUGGACUGCACCAACACCAACUUCACCAUCAACUGCGAGAGCAACCCGGCCCUCUACCGCAGAUGCUCCGUGCAGUGGAUGGAGGGAUGGUCGGACAGCAGCAUGAAGAAGAUCCCUGAUAUGCUGCUGGCACAGAUCUCAGGGGAGGACCAGAGCUCCGACAGAGGUGAUAAGAACAGAGCAGCGGCGUCGGCGAGCCAGAGCGACCUGUCGCACUCCUUCCUGCAGAUCCACGAGACGUGCCGCGAGUACGGCGCCACGCCCAGCCAGUACAUGUCCUUCCUGCGCGUCUACGGCUCCAUCCACAGCAGCAAGCAGGCCGCGCUCACCAAGAGACAGAGCCACCUGCAGGCGGGCGUGGCUAAGCUAAACGAAGCGAAGGCAUUGGUGGAUGAGCUGAAGGGGCGGGCGGCGGGGCAGAGCAUCCUGCUGAGGACCAAGCAAGCCGAGGCCGACGCUGCACUGCAGGAGAUCACCGUGUCCAUGCAGAAUGCCAGCGACCAGAAGACGGAGAUGGAGAAGAUCAAAGGCAAGAUGGCCCAGGAGGUCUCUAAGAUCGAGGAGCGCAAAGAGAAGAUCGACAACGAGCUGAAGGAAGUGCAGCCGCUGGUGGAGGAGUCAAAGAGGGCGGUGGGCAACAUCAAGUCCGAGUCCCUGUCAGAGAUCCGCUCCCUGCGCAUGCCCCCCGAUGUCAUCCGAGACAUCCUGGAGGGUGUGCUGAGGCUCAUGGGUACUUUUGACACUUCCUGGGUCAGCAUGAAGAGUUUCCUGGCGAAGCGAGGCGUGCGGGAGGACAUCGCCACGUUUGAGGCGCGGAACAUCACCCACGAGAUCCGCCAGAGCGUGGAGGAGCUGCUGCACAGGAACAAGGCCUCGUUCGACCCCAAGAAUGCCAAGCGUGCGAGUGCGGCGGCUGCCCCUCUGGCUGCCUGGGUGAAGGCCAACGUGCAGUACUCCCAUGUCCUGGAGAAGAUCGAGCCGCUGGAGAGAGAGCAGGCUGGACUCAUGGAUAACCUGCGGAAGACAGAGAACCGCAAGAACAAGCUGGAGGAGCAGCUAAACUCUGUGGGUCAGAAAGUGAACGAGCUGAAAGAGAAGUUCCAGGCCCGCACCACGGAGGCAGCCAAGCUGGAGGCGGAGGUGAGCAAAGCUCAGGAGACGAUCGAUGCAGCAGAGAAGCUGAUCCACCAGUUGGAUGGGGAGCACAAGCGCUGGAAUGCCCAGGUGGCAGAGAUCACUGAGGAGUUGGCCACCCUGCCCAAGCGGGCCCAGCUGGCUGCAGCCUUCAUCACGUACCUGUCAGCAGCUCCAGAGGACCAGAGGAGGGGCAGCCUCCUGGCCUGGAUGGAGUCCUCAGGACUGCAGAAGUUUGACCUGCGCCACUUCCUGUGCACUGAGAGUGAGCAGCUGAUCUGGAAGAGCGAGGGACUGCCCUCUGAUGACCUGUCCAUGGAAAAUGCCCUUGUUAUACUCCAGAUCAAUGGGCUGACAGCACGGAGCUGUGCCUGCCCCUUCCUCAUAGACCCGUCAUCCCGCGCCACUGAGUGGCUCCGCACUCACCUGAAGCAGCACCGCCUGGAGAUUAUCAACCAGCAGGACUCUAACUUCAUAACGUCUCUGGAGCUGGCGGUGCGCUUCGGGAAGACCCUGAUCAUCCAGGAGGUGGAUGGGGUGGAGCCCGUGCUCUACCCUCUCCUGCGCCGCGACCUCAUAGCUCAGGGUCCCCGCUACGUGGUCCAGAUCGGGGAGAAGGUCAUCGACUACAAUGAGGACUUCCGCCUCUUCCUGGCAACCCGCAACCCCAGCCCGUUCAUCCCGCCUGACGCUGCCUCCAUCGUCACCGAGGUCAACUUCACCACCACCAGGGCAGGGCUCCGUGGGCAGCUGCUGGCACUCACCAUCCAGCAGGAGAAGCCCGAGUUGGAGACCCAGAAGACCCGUCUGCUGCAGCAGGAGGAGGACAUGAAGAUCCAGCUGGCCCAGCUAGAGGAGUCUCUGCUGGAGACUUUGGCUACAGCUCAGGGGAACAUUCUGGAGAAUAAGGUCCUGAUUGAGUCUCUGAACCAGACUAAAUCCAGCAGUGCGCUAAUCCAGGAGUCCCUGAGUGAAUCCCACCGGCUCCAGGCCUCUCUAGACCAGGAGCGGGAUGCCUAUCUACCGCUGGCCGAGAGUGCCAGUAAGAUGUACUUUGUCAUCACGGACCUGUCCAAGAUCAACAACAUGUACCGCUUCAGUCUGGCCUCCUUCCUCAGGAUCUUCCAGAGAGCCCUCCAGAGCAAGCAGGAGGGAGAGAACACAGAGGCCCGUAUCGCCUCACUGGAGGCCUGCCUGAAGAGCAUGGUGUAUGAGUAUGUCUGCCGCUCCCUCUUCAAGGCUGACCAGCUGAUGUUUGCCCUUCACUUUGUAAAAGGAAUGUACCCAGAGCUAUUCCAGGAGAAUGAGUGGGAUGCCUUCACGGGGCUGAUAGUCGGAGACAUGGUCAGAAAAGCUGACUCCCAGAAGUCUUUGCGGGAACAGAUUCCAUCCUGGAUUGAUCAUGAGAGACAGCCAGCAGUGGCUUUAUUCAAGAGCACAUUCCCAGUGCUGUACCAGAAUCUGUGUCUGAGUGAUGCAGACCUGUGGAUCACCUUCUCACAGAGUUCAUCCUGUGAACAGGACUUCCCCAAUACCAUCGCCAAGAAGAUCUCUCUCUUCCAGCAGCUGUUGCUGGUGCAGGUCCUCAGAUCAGAUAGACUGCAGAGUGCCAUGGCUACUUUUGCCUCUCAAGCUCUCGGUAUGAGGGAGCUGUCUCCUCCUCCACUGAACCUCAAGCGUCUCUACUCUGAGACUCUGGAGAUCGAGCCAGUCCUCAUCAUCAUCUCCCCCGGCGCCGACCCAUCCCAGGAGCUCCUGGAGCUGGCCAGCGAGACCGUGGGCCGUGAGAACUACCACGAGGUGGCCAUGGGACAAGGCCAGGCAGACCUUGCCCUGCAGACGCUGAGAGAGUGUGCCCGCAGCGGAGAGUGGCUCUGCCUCAAGAACCUGCACCUGGUCACCGCCUGGCUGCCACAGCUGGAGAAGGAGGUGAACGCCAUGCAGCCCAAGGCAGGCUUUCGUCUUUGGCUGACGGCUGAGGUGCACCCCAAGUUCACCCCUAUCCUGUUGCAGUCGAGCCUUAAGAUCACCUACGAGGCUCCUCCAGGGCUGAAGAAGAACCUGCUGAGGACAUAUGAGUCCUGGAGCCCAGAGCAGGUCAGUAAGGGGGGGCUGCUGUCCCGCGCACAGGCCCUCUUCUGCCUGGCCUGGUUCCACGCCGUCUGCCAGGAGAGACGCAACUACAUACCACAGGGCUGGACGAAGUUCUACGAGUUCUCCAUGUCAGAUCUGCGAGCGGGCUUCGACAUCAUUGACAGGCUAUUUGAAGGCGGUAAGACAUUCCAGUGGGAGUUUGUCCACGGGCUCCUGGAGAACGCCAUCUACGGCGGCCGCAUGGACAACCUGUGCGACCUGCGCAUCCUGCGCUCCUACCUGCUGCAGUUCUUCAGCGCGCGGCUGCUGGGCUCGGGUCAGGCCCGCGGCAGGAAGAGCAGCCCCUUCCCAGCGCAGAUCAACCUGCCCAGCUCAUGCAGCGCUCUGGACUACCGCGGCAUGAUCGAGAACCUUCCAGAAGACGACCGGCCAGCCUUUUUCGGUCUGCCUGCCAACAUUGAGCGCUCCUCCCAACGCAUCAUUAGCUCUCAGGUGAUCUCACAGCUGAGGAUCCUGAGCAGGUCUGUGGCCGCCGGCUCCAAGUUUGACCGGGAGCUCUGGUCCACUGGCCUCUCGCCCAUCCUCAACCUGUGGAAGAAGCUCAACCAGGGCUCGUCUCUGAUCCACCAGAAGGUGUCCCCCCCCACUGAGGGUCAGGGCUCCCCCAUCCUCUCCUUCAUCGUCCUGGAGCAGUUCAACGCCAUCCGCCUGGUCCAGGGCAUCCACCAGUCUCUCGCCGCCCUCAGCAAGGUCAUCCGCGGCACCUCCCUGCUCACCGCCGACGUCCACAAACUGGCCACCGCGCUCCUCAAUCAGGAGUGUCCACUGAGCUGGCAGAAUAAGUGGGAGGGGCCUGAAGACCCGAUGCAGUACCUGAGGGCUGUGGUUGCACGAGCUUUGGCCAUACAGAGUUGGGUUGAAAAGGCGGAGAAGCAGAGCUUGCUGACGGACACUCUGGACCUGUCUGAACUCUUCCACCCAGACACCUUCCUCAAUGCUCUCAGACAGGAAACUGCCAGAUCCAUGGGCUGCUCGAUGGACAGCCUGAAGUUCGUGGCGUCCUGGAAGAGCACAAUACCAGAGGGGACUCUCCAAGUGAAGGUUGGGGGACUGAAGCUGGAGGGCUGUAGCUUUGACGGAAACCGUCUGUCUGAGAACCAGCACGACUCUCCCAGUGUGUCUGCCGUGCCUUCCUGCUACAUGGCCUGGAUUCCUCAGAGUGCUGCUGGCAGCUACGCCCCAGACGAGUGCAUUUCUCUGCCGGUGUACACCAGCGCGGAGCGCGUGCGCGUGGUCACCAACAUCGACGUGCCGUGCGGGGGGAACCCCGACCAGUGGAUACAGACCGGCGCCGCGCUCUUCCUCAAGCAGCAAUGAGGACUACAACAGACAUGUGUGUGUAUGUGUGUGU
Molecule: messenger RNA, 13187 nt
Organism: Clupea harengus (Atlantic herring)
Lineage: Eukaryota; Metazoa; Chordata; Actinopteri; Clupeiformes; Clupeidae
Gene: dync2h1
Product: cytoplasmic dynein 2 heavy chain 1
Exons: 92
Coding region: 209-13153 (4314 amino acids)
Biological process (GO): microtubule-based movement
Cellular component (GO): axonemal dynein complex
Molecular function (GO): dynein intermediate chain binding; ATP hydrolysis activity; ATP binding
Source: RefSeq, a predicted model, not a curated record